CCAUUUCUUCACCUCAUCCUCCAUUCUCUUCGGCCUGUCUAACUCUUCCUUCCGUGCAACACUACUUCUUCCAAGAUGGUUGCAACUCUGAAGACGGAGAUCGAGCUCAAGUCCUCUGCUGAUAACCUCUGGAAGGCCAUCUCUGAGUCGACUGAGCUCUUCCCCAAGAUCUUCCCCGAUCAGUACAAGAGCAUCACCAUCAUUGAAGGAGAUGGCAAGUCGGUAGGCACAAUCCGAGAGAUCAAAUAUGGUGAAGGAAUCCCAAUUGUGACCUUUGGCAAGGAAAAAGUGUUGGUAGCUGAUGAUGCAAACAAGACAGUCAGCUACACAGUCAUUGAAGGAGAAAUAUUGAACUUCUUCAAGGUUUUCACUCCAACUGUGAAGGUCUUCCCCAGUGAGGACGGCAAGGCAUGCAAAGUAGUGUGGGAUGUUGAGUAUGAGAAAGCCAAUGAUGAGGUUGGGGAGCCUACCAUGAUCCAGGAGUUUGCAGUGAACACUCUCAAGGCACUGGAUGAACAUCUCCUGACUGCUGCUGCAUGAGAUUACGAAUUUAGUCAGACUUUGCCUUUCGAGUUGUUAGUCUAAAUAACUAUAGUUGAAGUAAUCAGGCUUUUUGGUUAUCAUCUUCAUCAGCAAUGUGAGAUUUGGGUCUUUGGACUAUUUGGAUAUCACUGUGAUAGAGAAGAGAGUCUGAGAUGAUCCAUUUGAAGAUUUUCAGUGUGCUUGUUCCACCCAUUAUUAAUAAGAAGCCGUUCCCUGUGUUGUGGCAAAA
This is a messenger RNA of Nymphaea colorata (pocket water lily), 772 nucleotides long. RefSeq names its product MLP-like protein 423. Gene Ontology annotation, molecular function: signaling receptor activity; abscisic acid binding; protein phosphatase inhibitor activity. Gene Ontology annotation, biological process: defense response; abscisic acid-activated signaling pathway. The record is from RefSeq and is a predicted model, not a curated record. NCBI's taxonomy places the organism in Eukaryota, Viridiplantae, Streptophyta, Magnoliopsida, Nymphaeales, Nymphaeaceae. The coding region runs from base 76 to 540 and encodes 154 amino acids. The transcript is spliced from 2 exons.